Momordica charantia (bitter melon) is the source of this 3352-nucleotide messenger RNA. RefSeq names its product serine/threonine-protein kinase/endoribonuclease IRE1a. The record is from RefSeq and is a predicted model, not a curated record. Lineage: Eukaryota; Viridiplantae; Streptophyta; Magnoliopsida; Cucurbitales; Cucurbitaceae. Gene Ontology annotation, biological process: intrinsic apoptotic signaling pathway in response to endoplasmic reticulum stress; protein phosphorylation; IRE1-mediated unfolded protein response. Gene Ontology annotation, molecular function: RNA endonuclease activity; protein serine/threonine kinase activity; ATP binding. Gene Ontology annotation, cellular component: IRE1-TRAF2-ASK1 complex.
ACCAGAGUAAUUAUCAAAGAAAAAGAAAAUCCAUCGCAACAAUCUAAGACGAUCGGGUAAACUAGAUUGAAAAAGAAGGAAAGAAAAAAAAAAACAUGCGUUAGGAAUCUGGGAUAGCACCUGGCUAGAUCCAGAAGGAAGAACGCGGUUUGGAUUUGGGUUUGGGUUUAGGGGUAAGGCCAACGAUUUGGAGAUUCUAAGAUUGCAACGGAUUGCAGAAGCUUCGAAUCUCUCAAUUGCCGCCCUUUCUUCUAAUAUUUUUCUUCUCUUCAAAAAUCUCACUUCAAAUCACCUCUUAUUUCUGUUCAUUCUUCAGCUUCUCAUUUCCUUGGAGGCAUUUCAGAUGAAGUGCCGUUUCUCUUGCCGUCUGUGGGUACUUUUACUCAUAAUAUUAAGAUUUCGGAGUUCUAUUGGCGAAUCAAGGAGCCUGGAGAAUUCAAAAUUCUCCGUUUUGAGCCCGUAUGGGGAUAAUUCUGAGGGCUUAGCUCGAACUGGCGGCAGAUCUCUUCUGUCCCUUCCACUGAAAGGUAAAAUUAAUACUGCUCUUGUUGCUGCUUCGGAUGGGGCAAUCCAUUUGGUGGAUAGUAAUUCUAUGAAUAAAAUUUGGUCAUUUACUUCUGGACCACCUAUCUAUUCGUCGUAUCAGGCUCAUAUCGAACACGACCACAAUCAAGAAAAUGCUUCAGGUUUGAGCAGCUCCUUCUUUUUUGAUUGUGGAGAUGACUGGGAGCUGUACAUGCACACAGAGCAUGGUAAAAUGAAACUACCAAGCUCCAUUGACGAGGUUGUUAGAAAUACACCAUAUAUAUUCGAGGAUGGUGCGGUGAUGAUUGGUUCUAGGAAAACUACUGUUUUUGAGGUUGAUCCAGUGACUGGAAAACUCAUUCGUAAUCACAUCUCCGAUUUCUCGUCAUCUGAACUAAGUAACGAGGAACAUAGUAGUUAUAAUUCUAAACAGAAUCUAGACAAUAAGGAUCUGAUACAACCUGGUGUGGUGAGCCCUGUUGAGCCACGGCUGUAUAUCACAAGAACAGAUUAUUCUCUGAAAUCAUCUUUCUCGGGUUCGGAAGAAGUUGCCUGGAGUUUGAAUGUUGCUGAAAUUGGAGCUACCUUACUCUGUCCAGAGGUUGAGAAUCCAACAAAGAGUGUUCCUUGGAACCUUCAAAGUAAUGGUAGUUUUAACCUUGAUUUUGCUAUGCCAUUGUCUUGCCAAUCAAAAGUAGUUGUCUUUCGUGAACGGAGCCAUGUUUUCUCGGGAUCGUCUGGGUAUAAAAGACUAUCAGAGGCUCAUAAUAUUGGUAAUAUGUCUUUGGUGCCUGCUUCAGGUCCAACACUUCCUUCCCAAUUGAAGGUCGAUGAACAGCAAAAUACUCAUCCUGAAAAAUUGAUGCUUCCUGGACCUGCACCAAACAUUUCCUCUCCUCUGCCACCCAAUUCAAGUAGUAAAGCAGUAAUCCCAAUGCCUUUGAUGAAGAUUAACGAAUCAAGUAUGGUUCAGGGACAUAAAAUGGGCACUCUUAAUGGACCUUUUGGAUUGUUUUUUGUAUUUUUAGUAACCAUCCUUGUGGGAUUGGUUACCUUCAGUAGGGGACUGACUGGAAAGGUAAAACAAUUUUUCUUGAGGGAGAAGCUAUCCAGUACUUCUAAUUCAAAAAUUCUCUCUUCCAAGAAAAACAAAGCUCGAAAGUCGAAAAGAAACGUAAACUCUGACAAAAGGGACAUAUCUGUUUCAUCCGAAAAUGAAGAUAUGCUUAUGCCAAGUGAGGGUAACGUUAACAACUGGUUUCACCACAGUAAUCUUCCUGAUAAUGCUGGCACUGGACGUCGAAUUGGUAAAUUGUUUGUAACCAAUAAAGAGAUUGCUAGGGGUAGUAAUGGUACUAUUGUUCUUGAGGGAGUAUAUGAAGGUCGACCUGUUGCUGUGAAACGCCUUGUCAAGACUCACCAUGAUGUUGCCUUCAAAGAAGUUCAAAAUUUGAUUGCUUCUGAUCGCCACCCAAAUAUUGUUCGAUGGUACGGGGUGGAGAGUGAUCAAGAUUUUGUUUAUCUUUCGUUGGAACGGUGUACCUGCAGCCUAGAUGAUUUGAUUCAGAUUUGCUCCGAUCAGUCCUUUAACUCUAUGCCCGGCCUGGAUCAAGACACAGAACCCAUGAUUAAGUAUAGACUGCAUUUGGAGUCUGUCAAGGAUGUUAUGCCAGAUUUGAAGUUGUGGAAAGAAAAUGGCCAUCCAUCCUCAGUUCUUCUAAAACUCAUGAGGGACAUGGUUGCUGGGGUUGAGCAUUUGCAUGAGUUGGGAAUAAUUCAUCGCGACCUAAAGCCGCAAAAUGUGUUGAUAAUUAAGCAAAAGUCUAUGUGUGCAAAGCUUUCUGAUAUGGGCAUCAGCAAGCGUCUUCUAGCCGAUAUGUCGUCCUUGGGCCAUCAUGCCACUGGUUGUGGGAGUUCUGGUUGGCAAGCUCCUGAACAGCUUCUCCAUGGACGACAGACGCGUGCAGUCGAUUUGUUUAGCUUAGGUUGUGUUCUCUUUUUCUGCAUCACGGGUGGUAGACAUCCAUUUGGUGAUCGUCUUGAGCGUGAUGUCAAUAUUGUGAAGAACCAGAUGGAUUUGUUCUUGGUGCAAAGCAUCCCUGAAGCUGUAGAUCUUAUAUCUCAAUUGUUAAAUCCUGACCCCGAUUUGAGGCCAAAAGCAUCAGAGGUAUUGCAACAUCCUUUGUUUUGGAGUUCAGAAACUCGACUUUCCUUUCUUCGUGAUACAAGUGACAGAGUAGAGUUGGAAGAUAGAGAGUCUGAGUCUGGUCUCUUGAAAGCAUUAGAGAAAACUGCACAAUUAGCUUUAGGUACUAAAUGGGAUGAAAAGAUGGAACCAAUUUUCAUCACUAACAUCGGUCGGUAUAGACGUUACAAGUACGAUAGUGUUCGGGACCUAUUGCGAGUUAUGCGAAACAAAUUGAAUCAUUAUAGAGAACUACCAAACGAAAUUCAGGAGCUCAUAGGAUCCGUUCCCGAGGGAUUCGAUGGCUACUUCGCCAGUAGGUUCCCGAGACUCUUGAUCGAAGUUUACAAAAUUAUAAGUCAAUAUUGUAGGCAAGAGGAAUGCUUCCAAAAGUACUUCAAAAGCCAUAUAGAGUAAAUUCUUAGACACAGAAAUGUAGAAUAAAAUGUAGUUUCAUAAUUGUAAGGUGUCAGGAUAAACAAUGCUACAACUAUUAUGUUGGCAUGUUUAGAACACCGAUGUUUAAGUAUACAAAUGUAAAUAUUGCUAUGCUACCACAAACUUGAAAUAUUGUAAAGUCUCACAAUGUACCAAACAUAUUUAAUUUGUACACUAAUAUAGCUUUAUUAGCUAAUUUAUUUA